This is a messenger RNA of Phaeoacremonium minimum UCRPA7, 1656 nucleotides long. RefSeq names its product putative mfs transporter protein. The transcript is spliced from 6 exons. Lineage: Eukaryota; Fungi; Ascomycota; Sordariomycetes; Togniniales; Togniniaceae. Gene Ontology annotation, biological process: transmembrane transport. Gene Ontology annotation, molecular function: transmembrane transporter activity. The coding region runs from base 1 to 1656 and encodes 551 amino acids. The record is from RefSeq and is a predicted model, not a curated record.
AUGGCGGAGGAAGAUCAGAUCGCCCCGGCUUUACAACCGGAGCGGACAGAGGAACAGAAGGUCGAAAGAACGAGGAAGAGAACUCUCGGAAACGUAAGACUUCGACACAAAGAAACGAACGAAAUCAUCUUGAUACCGACGCCGUCCAAGGAUCCCAACGAUCCUCUCAACUGGCCACAAUGGUACAAGCAUAUGAUCGCAGUCAUCAUCUGCCUGGCGAUGAUGUGGUGUAACUUCCUUGCAGCCGGACCUACCAUCGCCAUUGUGCGUACAACUCUGAGCUUCUACCCAGACUCGCCUCCGACUGUUGAUCCUGCCGGCUUCUCGAAGAACAUUGCCAAGGUCGCGUAUUUCUUCACGACUACCGCUCUCUUGCAGGGUACCGGUAACUUCUUUUGGGUUCCCAUCGCCAACAAGUUCGGUCGUCGGCCUGUCUACCUCAUGAGCUACACGCUCUAUCUCGCCUGUGCGAUCUGGCUCAUCUUUGACAAAACCUAUUCCGGCUUUCUCGCUGGUCGAAUCAUCAUGGGAUUUGCUGCCGGAGCUGCCGAAACUAUUGCUCCUACCACGAUCGCUGAUGUGUUCUUCCUCCAUGAACGAGGUACAAUCAUGGCGCUGUACACUUCAUUCCUCUCAGUCGGCGUCGCUUUUGGUAUCAUUAUCGCUGGACUCAUUACCAUCAACCACGACUGGAGAGUCAUCUACGAAGUGGCCGCUGCCAUUGUCGGAUUCGUCCUGUUGGUGGCCUUCUUCGCCUUCCCCGAAACUGCAUACAUACGAGACGUGCCCUACACUUCACCAGGUCAAACGCAAAGGGCGCCCAGCGAGAAAUCCGGCGCUGCCGUGUCGGACAUCGAACAAGCAAGCACGCCUAUCCCUCCGAGGAAGACAUACCUCCAAACCCUAAAAGUCUACAACGGGAAGUUAACGAACGAGAGCUUCCUCAAGAUGGUUGUUCGACCCCUGGGCCUUAUUUGCCUGCCGCCGGUGCUCUGGGCAGCCCUCGUCCAGUCCGUCACAAUUGGCUUCCUGGUGGCCGUGACAUCCAACGUGGACGCUGCGUUCGAGGCUACAUACAACUUCGAGCCCUGGCAGGUCGGCCUCUGCUUCAUCUCUGCCGUCAUCGGUUCCAUUCUCGGCAUUCCCGCCGGUGGUCAUAUGGGAGAUAUCGUAGCUGAUUGGUUUACGAAGCGUAAUGGCGGUAUUCGUGAACCGGAGAUGCGACUCCCGGCCAUGAUUCCCUGCCUCAUCACGACGCCACUUGCACUCAUUUUGUACGGUGUAGGGAUACAGCAUAAGCUCCACUGGAUGUGCCCAACCGUAGGGCUUGGUCUCUUGAACUUCUCCAUCGCACAAGGCACGAAUGUCUGUCUUGUGUAUGUCAUCGAUGCCUACCGCCCCGUCUCUGGUGAGAUCACCUUGGCGGUCAUGGGCUUCAAAUCUUUGUUCGGAUUUCUCUUGUCAUUUUACACUAAUCCCUGGGUGGCCGAAUCCGGCUACCAGAAUGCCUAUGGUGCCAUGGCUGGCAUUGCCGCCGCUGUGAUCAUCAUGUGGGUGCCUCUGUAUAUAUGGGGCACAAAGAUCCGGCAUGUUACCUGGCACUGGCCGAUUAUCUCCUAUAUCCAUUGGAGCGACGAUCGGGAGGUGGGAGAAUAA